This is a messenger RNA of Penicillium daleae, 1884 nucleotides long. RefSeq lists its product as uncharacterized. Lineage: Eukaryota; Fungi; Ascomycota; Eurotiomycetes; Eurotiales; Aspergillaceae. The record is from RefSeq and is a predicted model, not a curated record. The coding region runs from base 1 to 1884 and encodes 627 amino acids. The transcript has a single exon.
AUGGCCGAGAUCUCAUAUUCAUCCCGACUCGAAAGAGUCCUCCGCUACCUCUUAAAAAACCAACCUCACCCAACACACACCGACUGUCAAUGCACCCACCAUCACAAUCCAGACUGGAUAUUCGACGCAGACACAUGGUCCCAACUUGAAACUCUUCGCCGACUACUAUGCCAGCGACCAACUCUCCCCAGACUUCCCGCAGAUAUCUUGGAAGACAUCGACGCAGUUAUUGCCUACCGAAAUAGCCACAACCUUCUCACAUCGACCAGAUCAAUUACACCCAGCAUUACAAUUCAAGGCCAAUCGCAAAAACCAAAUCCUAUUAGAAUAUCUUGUUGGAAAGGUGAUAUCACCACCUUGACCGAUAUCACCGCAAUCGUUAAUGCAGCAAACUCCCAACUCGAAGGGUGUUUUCGGCCUGAACAUCGCUGCAUCGAUAACGUGAUUCACUCUGCAGCGGGCCCUCGACUCCGUGAUACAUGUCACGAUAUUGUCGAGUCCCGGGGCUAUGUGGAACCUGUCGGCUCUGCCAAGGUCACGCCAGGCUUCCUCUUGCCAGCGGGAUACAUCCUGCACACCGUCGGCCCCCAACUACAUCAGAAGGUCAAACCACAGGCGCAUCAACGGGCGCAACUCGCGUCUUGCUACCAAUCUUGUCUCGAUGCAGCAGAGACUCUACCCCCGCUUGAAGAUGGCCGUAAAGUCAUUGCAUUCUGUUGUAUAUCGACCGGUCUCUUCGCGUUUCCGUCAGAUAUGGCGGCAACCAUCGCCGUGGACACUGUGUUAACCUGGUGUGCGAAGCACCCGGAUACUAGUAUCACGGAUAUAAUAUUCGAUACCUUCCUCGACAAAGACCGGGCGUUGUAUCGGGACAUUCUAUCGGAUAUCCAGGUUAACUCUUCCAAGACAAAUAUCGACCUCAACAUCUCUUACACUCACACCGAGCUAUACCAACCAUCCACCCUCCCCCAACAAAAUCCAACCCUCUCACCCUCCCUCCUCAAAGCCCGCACCUGGCUCAACCAAGCCACCACCCUCAUCAUCUCUGCCGGCGCCGGCCUCUCCGCCGCAACAGGCCUAGACUAUACCUCCACCAUGCUCUUCGCAGCCCACUUCCCCGCCUUCCUGCCCCAGGGUCUCCGCAAACUCUACGACGUCUUCGGAUACAGAGGGUGGGACAGUCCCGCCCAGAAAUGGGGGUACUACUUCACGCAUCUCGACAUGGUGCGUCGAUGGCCCGAGGCGCAGUGCGGAGUUUACCGUAUACUUCACCAGCUGACGGAACGGUUUGGCGAGCGGUGGUUCGUGCGGACGAGUAAUGCGGAUGGAUUCUUUGUGAAGAAUGGGUUUGAUGCGGCGAGGGUUGCGACGCCGCAGGGCGGGUAUGGAUAUUUGCAGUGUUUGAGGAAGUGUAGGGGUGAUGCGGUUGUGGAGGCUGGUGCGUUAGUGGAUGCUGCGAUGCCGUUUGUGGAUCCUGUUACUCAGACGCUGAGGGAUGAUGGGCUGGUGCCACGGUGUGAGUUUUGUGGUGGGGAGAUGACGCUUUGUGUUCGAGGGGGAAGGUAUUUCAAUGAAGGGCCGUUUCGGGGAAUGGAGAGGAGGUGGGAGGUGUUUUUGGACGGGUUGGAGAGGGAGAUGGAGGAGGAUCAGGUGGUGUCUUCUGGUUCGGUGGUUAUUUUGGAGGUGGGGGUUGGAUUGAACACUCCUGCUGUACUGCGAUGGCCGAAUGAGGAUCUUAUUUCUGAGUCGGAGAGUCAACAGUUUCGGCUUAUUCGGGUUGGGAUGGAGGCGUCUGGGUGUGUGCCGUGGGAAUUGGAGGAACAGGACCUGGCUGUGGGGAUUUCAGGGGAUAUCAAGGCAGCUUUGGAUGUGUUGAUAUCGUGA